Phytophthora sojae is the source of this 1683-nucleotide messenger RNA. RefSeq lists its product as hypothetical. Lineage: Eukaryota; Oomycota; Peronosporomycetes; Peronosporales; Peronosporaceae. The transcript has 3 exons. The coding region runs from base 1 to 1683 and encodes 560 amino acids. The record is from RefSeq and is a predicted model, not a curated record.
AUGGCCGACAGUCGGUCGCCCGUGCUGGAGCCCGGCGCCGACCUCAAGCACCUCGAGUCCAUGCUGGACGACAGGAACCAGAAGAAGCGCGGCAAGAAGUCCGACGAGCCGUACCAGGGCAAGCUGGAGGGCUGGUCUCCAGCCAACCACCACGGGGACGACGCUGUUCCGCCCAUGGAGAAGCUCAGUCUGGGUCCUGCAGCUGACGCUGAUGGCGCCAAGCCCCAGGAAACCGCCGCCGGUGCUGACGACAACAAGAAGCUCUCCAAGGCGGAGAGGAAGAAGCUGGCGGCCGAGGCCUUCGCCAAGGCCGGCGGCGUCCCCAAGCGCGAGAAGCUCAGCAAGGCCGAGCGCCGCGCACAGCAGGAGGCUAGCAGGCAGAAGAAGGAGGCUGGAGGAGCUAAGCCCAAGAAGUCGGACGCCACUGGGCCCACGGCGCCCAUGCCCACCAAUGCGAGGCUCCAGUACGACGACGCCAAGAAGAUGGCGCGUCGCUCCAAGGCGGCGGUCGUGGUGCGCACGCAGGCGCAGAAGCAGGUCGAGAUGUUCUCGCACUUGCCGCAGUACGAGCGCGAGAGCUCGCUGUCGUUGAACGUGGGCUUCUCCAACAAGGAGGAGGUACACGCGGCUGUGCUGGCGCUCGGGUUGAAGUACGCGGAAAGCAAGAUCUCCGGCGGCAAUGCUCGCUGUAUUGCUAUGAUCACGGCUUUCAAGGAGGUGAUCGACGACUACGUGACUCCUCCCGACAAACAGCUCCGUCGCGACUUGGACAAGCGUCUUCGCCCGCUGAUCCAGUACCUGAUCGACUGCAGGCCGCACGGCAUUGGAAUGGGCAACGCUAUCCGUCGUCUGAGACGUGUCAUCGGCUCCACGCCGCCUGAGCUCAGUGAGGAGGAAGCGAAGCGCCGCAUUCGCGAGGAGAUGGACGACUACGUGCAGAGCCGCAUUCUGCUGGCCUCGCGCGCUGUGGUCAAGAACGCCCAGUCGAAGAUCAGCGCUGGCGAUGUUAUCCUUACUUACGCGCGUGCCAAUGUUGUGGAGGAGCUGCUCUUGGAGACUGCUAAGACCUCGCCGGAGAUUGCCGCUACCCUGCGUGUGAUUGUCGUGGACUCCCGCCCGCACUACGAAGGUCGCAAGAUGGUUAGUGUGCUGGCUGGUGCCGGUCUUCAGUGCUCGUACCUGCAGAUCAACGCGCUGUCGUACAUCAUGCGCGAGGUGACCAAGGUCUUCCUCGGUGCCGCUGCGUUUAUGAGCAAUGGUGUGGCUGUGGCUCGUGUGGGUACGGCUCUAGUGGCAAUGACCGCGCACGAAGCCAACGUGCCCGUGCUCUUCUGUUGCGAAACGUACAAGUUCUCGGACCGUGUGCAGCUGGAUGCUAUCACGCACAACGAGCUGGGCGAUCCGGAUGAGCUGGUGUCUUCAUACUGCACCGACAAGUCGCGCUCGCGGCGUCGGACUGGAGGCGGCGCGUCUGGCAACGCCUCAGCUGGCAGCUCGAGCGGCCACGUGCUUUCGGACUGGCGCGAUCUGGCCGACCUCAAGCUUCUCAACUUAGUGUACGACGUGACCCCGAUCGAGUACGUAUCCUUGGUGGUCACGGAGCUGGGCAUGAUCCCGCCCACCUCCAUCCCCGCUGUGCUGCGUGAGUACUCCCGCGAUGGCCUCGCGGACGGCGCGCUCUAG